GUAUGGACACACAUGCGAUACAGCAGCGAGAGCUCCUGUCUGCAGCGGGUAGCUAGCCAGCUCUAGCUAGCGCUUCCACCUGAACCUUGGUCAUAACCUACAGGACAUUACAGGACUCUUAAUUCCCCCUUGGCCCUCUCUGAACUGGACCAUCCUGCAGGGCGACAUGGGGGAAAGACGGACACAGUCCUUCAACACGACGUGCCACGUGCAACGUGAAUAUGGCAGCAGGAUGAGGAGCUGUUUCAUAAGUUACAGGCCCAACGGCUAUGCCAGCACAAGCCUCAGCCUGGCCCAGGAGAUGGUUGCUGACCCUGAAGCCUCCGGAACUACAACUUCUAGCUCUGCCCUUGCUCCUGAACCUGACAGAAGCCACUACUCUCCUGUUUCACUGGAACAGGACCCCACAGCGGUGAAUAAUGGAUCAGGCAUUCCCUGCUGUCCGCCAGCAGACACAAAGGACCGAGCUCUGCAGACCAUACACAGUCAGCCGUCUAUUACCUCUGUCCCACCACCUGUCCCUCCACCUCUCCCUCGUUCGAGCUGGCUGCAUCAUCAAAAGGAUUUCCACAGCCCUUACAUCAAGACUAGCAUGCAAGGGGAUGUUUACAACUUCCUAGAGAGACCUGCUGGACUAAAAUGCUUCCUCUACCAUUUCCUUGUCUUCCUUAUGGUCCUGGUAUGUCUCAUCUUCAGUGUCCUGUCCACUAUAGAGCAAUAUGCAGACUUUGCCACAGGAACCCUCUUCUGGAUGGAGAUUGUGCUGGUGCUGUUCUUUGGCUCGGAGUAUGUGGUCCGGCUGUGGUCGGCAGGCUGUCGCAGCAAAUAUGCAGGCAUCAAAGGACGCCUCCGCUUUAUCAGGAAGCCCAUAUCAAUCAUAGAUUUGAUCGUGGUCAUUGCUUCAAUCAUAGUGCUUGGUGUAGGGUCCAAUGGCCAAGUGUUCGCCACGUCUGCCAUCAGGGGCAUCCGUUUCCUCCAAAUCCUGCGCAUGCUCCAUGUGGAUCGACAGGGAGGAACAUGGAGGCUCCUCGGAUCUGUAGUCUAUAUUCAUCGACAGGAGCUGAUCACCACCCUGUACAUCGGCUUCCUGGGCCUGAUCUUUUCCUCCUACUUUGUCUACUUGGCGGAGAAGGAUGCUGUUGACGAGGAGGGCAAGACGGGCUUCUCCAACUAUGCCGAUGCCCUGUGGUGGGGUGUGGUGACUGUCACCACAAUUGGGUAUGGAGACAAAAUUCCUCAAACGUGGAUAGGCAAGGCCAUCGCCUCCUGCUUCAGUGUCUUCGCCAUCUCCUUCUUCGCUCUACCUGCUGGUAUCCUGGGCUCAGGGUUUGCCCUGAAAGUCCAACAGAAACAGAGACAGAAGCAUUUUAACAGACAGAUCCCAGCUGCAGCCUGCCUCAUCCAGACACUCUGGAGGUGCUAUGCAGCAGAAAAACCAAAUGGCUGUGCUGCUACAUGGAAAAUGUAUGUUCUCACUCCAGAGGCUGUCAGCACAGUGGAAUCUGACAACUUCAGCCCUAACAUCAGGAAACUGAACAUAUCGAAAAGGGGCACCAAGAGGAGGUUGAAGUCCAGAGGAAAUGGCUCUUUGGGCGCGGCCUCAGAGAGAGCUGUGUCGAUCCCCCAGAUCACCUACGACCACAUUGAUGACUCUGAGGAGAAGAAAGAUGUCUCAUUUUUCCAUGAAGAGCCAAGGAGGGGUCUUGAAGGAAUCAACAGAAUGUUCAAACCAUCAGGCCCUCCUCACCAUUCUUGGUCGUCUUUCACUAUGAGCUGCCCUGGCUCUCCAGUCAAGAGGAAUCAUGAUAACAGCACCUUCAUCGACAUCUCCCGCGCCAACAGUUUAACUGAUGAGCUGGACUACGUGAGUGAGGACAUUCCGCUGCCUGUGGUGACUAACCGAACACAAAGGGAGUUGUCCCAUGCCCAGAGAUCAGCUGUAAAAGUCCUCCGCAGAAUGCAGUACUUUGUGGCCAGGAAGAAAUUUCAGCAAGCGCGGAAGCCCUAUGACGUGCGAGACGUGAUCGAGCAGUAUUCCCAGGGUCACCUCAACAUGAUGGUCCGCAUCAAGGAGCUUCAGAGAAGGCUGGACGGCACACUGGGGAAGCCAGGAAUGUUUCUUCCAGGAAAAGGGGAAGAUAAAGAAUACCCAACGAUUGGAGCACGUCUGAUCAGGCUAGAAGAUAAGGUCCAUCAGAUGGACCAGAAAAUGGACUCUGUCUUGCAGAUCCUGAUGGAGCAGUUUCCACCCAAACCGGAGCUGACGUCCAAGCCUUCCAUCCGCAGGGUGACCAUUCAGAAGUGCAUGGGUGUCAGCAUCGACGAGGGGCCCUGAUGUCACAGCAAUGGUCACACUGGGUAUGAUGACGCCGUCACCAAAGGAGAAGUAAACGACCAGGAGUUCACAUAAACAGCCUAGCCCCCCUACAUGGCGGCCAGCAUGCAAAUAAUAAAGGGAUUCGGUCUUCCAAACCUCCUCCAUCUCUUCCAUUUGCAGUCCCAAAUUUUGAACAUUGACUUUUGACCACUGAGAAGAGAACAACUUUUAAUUGUCCACUUAGCACUGCAUUGCUCUGGGACAUGAGGGCAAGAGUACCACUGAGAGUGGGAUUCAAGGUGUAGAAAGAUGGCUGACUGACCUCUUUCUUCGGAUGAUUGUCUUUGAGUCUUUUUUCUUGUUCUAAAUCUAGCUUUCUCUUCUACACCAGCAUUGUGGGCCCUCAGUCUUCCCCUGAAGCACACAGUCAUUCAAGCAGCAACACGCUGCAUGAAUUUAUUUCACAACAUUAGCCUCAUAAUCACACUACUCAGAUAAUGUUAAUUUAUGUGUGGCCUGUCACUGAGCUGCAUUCCCCUACUCCAAAUAUUAUUCCAAAGCUAACUAACCCAGUAAUGAAGUUGUAAUGCAAUCAAAGCACUCAAGCUCCCCAAAGACACAGAGAAAAACUGAGAGUCCAGCCAUGGCAGAGGCAUUCCUCAAAUCCUUCUGAUUAUCUUGGCACCAUCCACACCCAGUACACAACAGGGUUAUUUCCAUAGCCACAUAUCCAUCUAGCCUAACUGUACUUAGGCUGCGCCGGGUGUUUGUUAGUAGUGAUCGAAUAACACGAGGAGGGAAGGGCAGAUUAUCUGUUGACUUUGCCCUGCGUUAGGGACCGGAAGGCUGGAGUAAAAGGAGUAAAAGAAAUGGAGUUAAAUAGAUGUGUCUGGUGCACAUGGUGCUGAUUUACAAAUAUGUUGAAGCUAAUAAAAAUAGCCAAACUGUCUGUGACAGGCCCGGUGUGUUACAGGAAAACAGUCAGAAGUUAUGGCGUGGUCUUUAAGUUUCCUCCAAGAUUUUCACUGGGAGACUUUAUUAUAUAUUGAUAUCAACACUUUUAGUAGCUCCACUACUCACACCAUCACCAAGACCCUGCCAAUAUCCUCUAUUACCCUCUUCAGGGGGCUCACACUGCUGUGUGCAAUUUGAAAUAAAUUUGCCCCAUUAGAGCUCUGAUUAUUUUUUUUCUCCAGAGCUAAUUAAGUGCUGAAUUCCUGGUAAGGGGAGAUUACUCACUGUGAGGGACUAAUGAAAAGAAACACUGGAAAAUGUGCAGAAUUUAAACUGUAAGCUUUGAGGAACAGGCGCACUAAUUCUCUGUGAAAGGUUUGGAAAUAUCCGCCUACUACUGAGAGCACACGUUUGAAAUAAAAAAGACAAUGCUCUCACUUUGUUCCCAUACUAUAAGUAUUUAUCUGAUGCUGAGGCAUGUAGGAUGUAGAAAAUAGAAAAUAACUCUAGCUAUGUAGCUACUUUAUGAAAGGCUUCCCAUUGUUAGACGAAUGCACGUCGUCUAGAGGAGGGGUGAAAAAGGGAAGGGGAAAGUGGAAAGCCUUUCUCUAUCUGCACUAGUAUAUAUUUUCAUAUUUUUGCUGUGUUUAAACAUUUUUAAUUUAAAUUUAUCUUACAUUAAAUAAAGUGGUUGUAUUUUAAAGGCACUCUCAUUUUGUGACAUACCUUGAUACAUAUCUGUCUGUUCUCCUGUACAGUUUUAUAAAAGUUGUAAAUAGAAACAUUGCCUUAUUGCACUGUAUUUAUUAUCAUGUGGAAAGAUCAACCUGGAACAUGUCUGCUUGUUGAAGUGAUGAGAAACACAGAGAGUGAGGCUCCUGUUGUGCAGAUGGAUGGAAAUGAUUGUAAAUGAUAUUCACGCACACCCUCUGCACUGUA
Morone saxatilis (striped sea-bass) is the source of this 4210-nucleotide messenger RNA. It is a transcript of the gene kcnq1.2, whose product is annotated as potassium voltage-gated channel, KQT-like subfamily, member 1.2. Gene Ontology annotation, biological process: transmembrane transport; potassium ion transport. Gene Ontology annotation, molecular function: voltage-gated potassium channel activity. Gene Ontology annotation, cellular component: membrane. The record is from RefSeq and is a predicted model, not a curated record. Lineage: Eukaryota; Metazoa; Chordata; Actinopteri; Moronidae.